AUGGAGGACGUUCGUAGUCUGAGUAUUAUAGGCCAGCGUACUUUCGACGCGGACUCCUUUGGUUAUGAUCGCUUAGGCGAGAUUGCUCAGGUUGCUGAGCGGGCGUUGUCCGUCAAUGCAACAAAUGUUGUACGACACGAUCUCGAUAGGCAUGUUGAGGUUCAUGACAUUUUGAGUCAAGAACUUGCACCUAUAGACCCGACCCAGCAACAUCCACCACCCAAACCUCCGAGGCGUUCGCGCAAGUCUCAGCGUGGGCGUGGGGGGCAAGAGACAAUCACAUCAUCUCAGCCACAUCAGUCCUCCCAGCAUGAGCAGUCUCAUAUUCCCUUCACUGGCGGUUCAUCCCAUCAGUCUCCACAUCGUCUCCACUCCAUUCUCGACAAGCAUUCAGCCCAUCGGUCUCACAUCAUUCAUCCCAUCGGUCUCCACAUCAUUCUUCGCCGACCCAACGGGCGUUUUACCGUCCGAUUAUGUCUCCCAGCACCUAAGAGUCAAUUUUGCCUUCACUCAAUUUUCCUCCCCUCAGACUUCUCAGCGCCGAGAGUGACGAAGGAGCCCGAUAGAUUGACUUAUAGCCUUUUCGGGCUAAAAGCCCAGAAGAAGUAG
Molecule: messenger RNA, 609 nt
Organism: Oldenlandia corymbosa var. corymbosa
Lineage: Eukaryota; Viridiplantae; Streptophyta; Magnoliopsida; Gentianales; Rubiaceae
Source: the annotation of a GenBank genome assembly